AUGGAUAUGUUGGUUUCUAUCUCAGUAGAGCUGGAGAGCGAGCUGAGAUGUAGCUAUCAGAAUAUCCAUUUAAAUUGGCGCACGCAGAGGUAUUUCAUGGAAGCCAACCGCAAUGCCGUCACAUGCCACCAUGAGCUGGCGCUGCUCUCUCACGAAACCUUUGAGAAGGCCAGCCUGAGUAGCAGCAGCAGCGGGGCCGCUAGCCUGAAAAGUGAACUAUCAGAAAGUGCAGACCUGACCCCCGAAGGCUUCCAGGCUCCCUGCGGGAAGGAUGAAGACAGGGCCUGUGACGAAAUCUUGUCAGAUGAUAACUUCAACCUGGAAAAUAUUGAGAAAGAUAUCUAUUCCGAGCUAGAGGAUGAAUUGGACAUUUCGGAUAACUGCAGCAGCUCCAGUUCCAGCCCUCUGAAAGAGUCCACAUUCAGCAUUUUAAAAAGAAGUUUUAGUGCUUCAGGAGGAGAAAGACAAUCGCAAACAAGGGACUUCACUGGUGGAAUAGGAUCAAGACCAAGACCAGCAUCGGCGGGGAUCGCUGUGUCCCAGAGGAAAGUGCGUCAGAUCAGUGAUCCUAUUCAGCAGAUCUUAAUUCAGCUCCACAAAAUCAUCUACAUCACGCAGCUUCCUCCAGCUUUGCACCACAAUUUGAAAAGGCGGGUCAUAGAGAGAUUCAAGAAAUCCCUCUUCAGUCAACAGAGUAACCCUUGCAAUUUGAAAUCUGAAAUUAAAAAGUUAUCACAAGGAUCUCCAGAACCGAUUGAGCCCAGUUUUUUCACCACAGAUUAUCAUUUGCUGCGUCAUUCAUCUUGUGGGAACAGCCUGUCCCCAAAUGACCCCACAGGUCUAGCCACCAGCUUUGAUUUGGAGGAAGGGAUAACGUAUGAACAGAUGCAGACUGUGAUUGAAGAAGUCCUAGAAGAAAGCGGUUAUUAUAAUUUUAUAUCUAACAGGUAUCACUCUUAUCCCUGGGGCACCAAGUCUCACCCAACCAAAAGAUGAAAAGACUGCAUUUGGAAUGGAGUUGGUUUUCCCAGUUCAAGUUCAAGUUCCGGACCUCAGCCAGUUACACCCAAGAAUUGGGUGGUGCUGCUAGAAGAAUGUGGAAGAGAAAAGACCAAGAUGCCAUGUUGCCUACCGGGCCUCUUCCUGGAGGUUGGGAGCUGAGCUCUGUGACAACUUGCACUGCUUGCAGGUUUCGUUCCUAGGCUGUGUUCUGCACAAAAUGACAGGUCUCUCAGCGUGCUCCUGGGAGAAAACUCUGCAAGGUUCAUCUCUGGGAAGAAAGCCUGAUCCUCACAGAACUCUUCUGCCAGUUAAAAACUACAUCUCUGUCACGUUUUUUAAAGGAAUAUUUUAUACUUAGGUUGCUGAAACUGUGCUUGAAGACAUAUUGCCCUUCAUGUAUAAAAUUAAUUUUAGGUAGAGAAAAUUAUA
Molecule: messenger RNA, 1431 nt
Organism: Sorex araneus (European shrew)
Lineage: Eukaryota; Metazoa; Chordata; Mammalia; Eulipotyphla; Soricidae
Product: serine/threonine-protein kinase Nek10-like
Exons: 2
Coding region: 1-996 (331 amino acids)
Source: RefSeq, a predicted model, not a curated record